UUUCGAUUAUUUUCUCGUAAUAACUAAAUAUAAAAUAGUCGUAUUCUGCCAAGCUGAUUAACGAGUUUAUAUUUAUCUCGAAAUGUCGGUAACGUUUGCUCAGCGAGGCAGACCGCCGCCGAAUCCAGCCCAAAUACAAAAGAUGCUGGAUGAGAACAGUCACCUUAUUCAAACUAUUCAAGAGUACCAAAACAAAGGAAAACCUCAGGAAUGCAUACAGUACCAGCAAGUUUUGCACCGCAACUUGGUAUACUUGGCAUCUAUCGCAGAUGCUAACCAAAAUAUCCAGGCUUUAUUGCCACCACCUCAAGGCAUGCCCAAUGGUCCUCAGCAUCCCAUGAUGGGACCUCAAGGGCCACCCGCAGGUCCUCCUGUAGCUGCAGGACCUGGUACUGAAAUGCCUCCGAACACGCAGCAGCCUUUACCCAUGUCUGGAUUCAAUCAAGCACAGUCGAUGCCUCAAGGAGGAUAUCGUGGUCCUGUUAUGCCUGGGCAAGGGCCCAGCAUGAAUCGACCUGCACCAGUCCCUGGGCCACAACAGUACAGAAGUGGACCUCAAGGAUACCCUCAGCAACCAACUCAACAAGGAUAUCCAGGGCCUUAUUCGAACCAGAAUCCUGCGACAACCUAUCCGGGACCUCAGGCUGCAGCUUACACACCAGGGCAGGCCAACCAAUACGCAUCUCCCAAUCCUACCCAACAACAGGGCUAUCCUGCCGCCAGCCAACCGAAUUAUGGUCCACCCAACACUGGCAACAGCUACGGGCCACAACCUGGAGGAUACCCGCCUCCUGGUGGCAACCAACCUCCAUCUGGAUAUGGUCCGCCACCUCCCAGUCAGCAAGGAUACCCUCCUCCGAAUGCUUCUCAACAAAACUUUCCUUCGGGCGCACAACCCCAGCAGCCAGGACAGUACGGUAGUCCCAGCCCUCAACCGACUUAUCAACAACCUCCAUCCCAGCCUCCCCCAAAUGCAUACAAUUCAACCCAGGCUGGAAAUUAUCCUCCGUCAUCUCAGGGCUACCCCAACAGUGUACCUCCUCAAAGCUACCCACCUCCACCAACGUCUACCCCAGCUCAACCGCCACAGUCUGGACCACAACAAAAUGCAGGCCCACAAUCUAGCUAUGGAAACCAACCCAGUCCUGGCCCUGGUCCUGGUCCAUCACAGUAUGGUCCAGCUUCAACAUCUCCACCUUUCAGUACUCCUCCAGCUAGCGGGGUAAACACUUAUGCUCAAAGCGGUCAGCCUACUAGCACACCGUCUGUUGCAUCCACCCAGACUUACCCGCCGACUGGUGCUCCCCCAGUUUCAUCGCAGGGUGGCGGUUAUACCCCUCCUGGACCGGCUCCAUCUGGUUAUCCUGUACAUCAGCAACCCCACCAGACUUCUCAUCCACCUCCGCAUCCACCUCCACAUCAAGCUCCUCAUCAACCCUCGCAUCCCCCUCCGUCACAUCAAGCACCCCAUCAGCCACCUCAUCAAUCUCCUCAUCAAUCCUCACAUCAAUCUGCUCAUCAACCUUCUCAUCAGUCAUCGCAUCAACCUUCACACCAACCUUCGCACCAGCCACCUCCCCACCAGCCUCAGCAUCAACCGCAACAACAAUCUCAAACUUCACCUCAGCAGCAGCAGCAACAACAGCAGCAGUCACCCAGCCCAGCUCCGAGUGGUUUUCAACCUCCACCUGGUCCACCACAAGGGCCACCGCCUCCAUCUGGACCCCCCCAGCCUCCAGGAGGUUACGGCCCCCCACAGUCUCAUCCAGCAACUACGCAAACGUAUGUACCCCCGUCUCCAGGCGGCCAACCCCAAGUAUAUUCACCCCAUCCACCUCAGGGUGGACAGCAUUAUGGGCAUCCCCAGUACCCACCUCAGAGUUAUCCCCCACCACCGGGAGGACAAGGAUACGGGCAAUAUCCACCUCGCCCUCCAGGUGGACAUAUGCCACCUCCGCCUGGUCCCCAAGGUCCUCCACCUCCCAAUCAGUAUGCUGGCUAUGGGUAUCAGCCUCCGCCACAAUAGUUCAUUCCGGCAGUGUCUUGACAAAAGUCUUCAUAGCAAUCUGGUAUUAUAAUUAUAAUAAUGAUUAUCAUUAUUAUUAUUACUAUUCAUUUUAACGAAUUUUUAUGUUUUUCACGAUCGCGAGGCGUUAUGUAUAAUGGGUACAUUUCCGGAUUAAGUGACCUAUGUUUUUAGAUUAAUUUGUACAUAAUAAGCUCGGUAUUUAAAUGUGAAGCUGUUCUGUACGAUCGUUUUGACUUAUUGCCAGUGACGUGUAGUGUUAACAUCAUGAAUAAUCAUUUUUUUUUAUUACUUGCCAGUGUUAACUGCGUACAAAAUGAACGAUUGGAAAAUACAAAAUUAUUCAAAAGAUUUCAACAUUUUUUAUGUAUUAUCCAUAUUACAUUAGUGUAAAAUACAUAUGAUAAGUAAUGGCAAGCACAUUAGUAUUAAAUAUUAAUUACAGUACAAUCUCGAUUAUCCGAGCCUACAUCCCUCUAAUUCGGGAUUAUUUGAGCUCGUCUUGGGGUUGUAAUAAGAUUUGCUGAAACUCGGAAACGUACCGUUAUUUCUUUAUCGUAUAAUUCGCGUUCUUCGAUUAUUUCACGUAAAUUAGGUUCAAAAUAGCUCGGAUAAUCGAGGUUCUACGACAAUUAAAUAUAAAAACGUUACUGUUAAAACUUUGUAACGAUCAAACUCUUAAUAAUAAAAAGUCAGCAUUAAA
Messenger RNA from Neodiprion fabricii, 2729 nucleotides. Its product is annotated as basic salivary proline-rich protein 1-like. NCBI's taxonomy places the organism in Eukaryota, Metazoa, Arthropoda, Insecta, Hymenoptera, Diprionidae. The record is from RefSeq and is a predicted model, not a curated record. Gene Ontology annotation, molecular function: transcription coactivator activity. Gene Ontology annotation, biological process: positive regulation of transcription by RNA polymerase II. The transcript is spliced from 5 exons. Gene Ontology annotation, cellular component: nucleus. Bases 83 to 2026 code for a protein of 647 amino acids.